Trichobilharzia regenti is the source of this 6432-nucleotide messenger RNA. Lineage: Eukaryota; Metazoa; Platyhelminthes; Trematoda; Strigeidida; Schistosomatidae. The record is from the annotation of a GenBank genome assembly.
AUGUCAAGUUAUCGUUGGCCUCCAGUUCCUUCAUCUGGACUCAAGUCACGAGAUCUAACAUCGAAUUAUUCAAAUGGAUAUUCAUCAAAUAAAAAUUUUGGAAGUACUGCUUCAGUUCCAGCAACACCCUACACGUCUACAUCAAAACCGCUUGGAACAACAGCCUAUCCUAAUUUCGGGACCAGUUAUGCUUCAGAUAUAUACAAUCCUAGGAAAACUCGUGCCAACUCUGUACUAACUGGCAGAAAUGAAAAUAACGAUUACACCUAUGGUUCAGGACGUCAUUCAAAUAGUGGAACAGAUUAUUCAUCAAAUUUUUCAAGUUUCUCUAGUAGUCGUUACCCAAGUGGAUCUAUAUCUUCAAGAGACUCUGGAUCUGUAAAAGACUAUAAUAAUCUAUCAAAAUCUACUGGUAAUUAUCAUCGACCUUCAGUAAGCAGUUUAUCUUCAUCAGUUGUAAAAGAGGAGGAUGAAUUAGACGAGUCAGUUAAUAAUGCCAAUUUAACAAAGUAUAUUGUUGUUACAAGUAGAGCAACAUCGACUGAAGAAGAUUCUAAUUUUAGAAAUAAAUUAACAGGUAUAUCUACAACAAAAACAGAGAAAGCAGAAGUAAAAAUGCCACGUCCUGUUAAUAUACACAAUUAUACACAAACUGGUGAUGAUAUUAUUCUCCCACCCACUAAAGUCAAUUCACCCCUUCCUAGUGCAGAUAAAGUAAGCAUUCCGCGACGUAUGAACAUCGGAGGACGAUAUCUAAAACAGCUUUCAGGUAACGAAGAAGAUACACAAAGUCCUAAGCCUAAUCGUGGCGGUUGGAGGGAAUCUGUAUAUGGUGUUGACUAUUUAGGCAGGUCACGUGCACAAACACAACCACCAGUUAGCCCAACACCAGCUCCAAGUACCAUUACUCCUAGUGAACAGAAACGAUUGGAACGUGAGAAAAUCCUUGAAGAAGACUGGAAGAAACAAAUCCAACUAGAAAUUGAACGGGAAAAUCGUCGUCUUCGUCAGCUGGAACGCAAAGCGAAAUGGGAGAAAGAUGAAAUAAAAAACCGUGAGUUGGAAGAGGAGAUUAAACGGAGGAAACAAAUAGCGGCAAGUUUAGCCGAAAAAGAAGCCAAUUAUAAAGCAGAUUAUCAAGCAUCACAGAAAUUACCAUUAGCUAAAAAAUUUGAAACAGCCAUCUCCCAAGAUCCAAUACAAAAGGUUAACAGUUGGCGACAACAAAAUUCUUUACAAGAAGCCGACCCACCACAUGCUGGUGAAAUGGGAAACUCUCAGCUAUGGGAUAUGCCACCUAAAACUAACAACUCUGAUGUUGUCCAGUUAAGGUCGCAAAGCAGACGACCUAGUGGAAAAUCGGAUGCAGUAAGAUAUUCUCGUGAUUCUGAAGCUACUUUACGGCAGGAUACACUGACCUCCUCAGUUAACAGUGCACAAAUAGUAGAGAAUGGAGUAUCGAAUAGACGUAGAAGUUCUGCCAUGUCAACUUCCUAUUUUUCACAACACACAGAUAUCGAUGAUAUACUAAAAGACAGUAUCUCAUCUAAACAGGACAAGAAAACAUCCAAAGAGAUGCUGAACGAUAUCGGAAAACGCAGAGAUUACUAUGCAGAUGGUAGUGGAGAUUCAGACGAUGAACAAUGUAAGAUUGUCUACAAGUCAUGGAAAGCUAAAGAGUCAUUCCAGAAGAUGCCAACUGAAAUACAAAAUUUACUAAUGAAAAGUCAUAAACGACCAAUCACCAUACCAAUGUUGCUCAAUGUUUGUCGUAAUAAAAAUCAUGACAGAAAAUUUACAGAUUUAGAAGAGAAAAACUUUCGUGGUUAUCGUACUGUGGAUGAGUUAUUGGUUGAAUCGGGGAUUGAUGUUAAAAAACUUGAAGAUAGUGCCCUCCAACUUUAUAAAUUUGGACAAGCGCAGUCAGAGUUUGGAUCUUAUCUUGACCUUGAUUCGACAUUGCAAGAGCAGUGGGAAGACUUGGAAAUAUCAGCUGAUCAAGAAAACAGUGUUGUGCUUCGUACUAAAUUAGUUGUUCGUGUCAAAGCAAUUAUUGAAAAAUUAUUAGAUUCUAAUGGUCGAGAGUUGAAACGUUCACUUUUCUCAUUGAAACAAAUAUUCCAGGAUGAUAAAGAUCUUGUACAUGAAUUUGUGACUCAUUCCGGCCUGGAUUGUUUAGUCAAUGUUGGCUCUAGGUCAGAUCAGAAUAUCCAGAAUUACAUCCUGCGUGCUUUGGGACAGAUAAUGCUUUAUGUUGAUGGGAUGGCUGGAGUUAUUGAACAUCCAAAUAUUUUACGGUGGUUAUACUCCCUGUUAACAUCAAAAUUCCGUCUGGUAACGAAGACAGCCAUUAAACUACAAUUGUUGUUUGUCGAUUAUGCUGAGAUGAAUGCAAUGAUUUUCGUCAAAUCUGUUGAAGCUUAUCAUGCUAGUACUCCUUUAUCUGGUCGACCAUGGUCGUACAUAAUUAAUAUAUUGAACAAUGAAGCAAGUGAUUCUGAAUUGUUGGUCUAUGCAAUGACCUUAUUGAAUAAGACGCUGAAUUCAAUUCCAGAUCAAGAUACAUUCUAUGAUGUUACAGAUUGUUUAGAAGAGAUGGGUAUGCAAAAAAUUGUCCAGUGUCAUCUUAGCAAAAAGAACUGUGAUCCUGAAUUAGCUGAACAAUUAAAUUUAUAUGAAGCAAGUUUACGCUAUGAAGACGGGGAAGAUGUUGAUGAAUUACCACUGCCAGCAAGUGGUCGUGAAAGUCUACGUCAGGUGAGACGAAUGAGUCGUGAUCAAUAUCUGAAAACACCUGAAGGCGAAGCAUUAUUAUCCUCUAUGCAUGCGCUACCCAUAAGUCAGUCAAUGGCAUGUGAAAUGGAUCGAGCACUGUCACGUAAAUCAAAACGUUAUCAGUCUGUAGAAAAUCUUCAGCACGCUGGAAUGCCUAAAAAAGUUUCCCAUGCAAGCUUUCAUCCUUCGACAAAACAUAAUGAACCGAAGUCAUCAAAUGUGUUUUCAUCAUCACGGGAGAACAAACACGAUGACAAUUUGGGUAAAGAUAGUAAAAGAAAGCCUGAAAUGAAUGGUCAUAUUGAUGAUUCUCAUGAUAACAUUAGGAAACUUCAAGGUGUCAGUCCUAGUGAUGAAUGUGAAAAUUACAAGCGAAAAUUAUCGUCACCAUCACUUCUUAUCCAUCAUCCGACUAUUGUUCACUUACCGCAUUCAAAUUAUAAACAACAAGAGCAGGUUAAUCACAACACCACGACCAAUAUCAAUGCAGCCUCAAUUAAUGGUCAGGUAGAGAAAAAGAAUAUUAUUAUUACUAACAGCGAUCCUGCUACAAUGCCUACUACUACUACUACGUGCUCUAGUCAACCUUCAAAGCGUAUUACACUUUUGUAUGAAGAACAAUUGACUAUUGAUGAAAUUGAUGUGACUGAUGAUUAUGUGAAAGAUGAGACUGAAACAUCCAGUAGUCAUGAGAAUCCCUGCGAAGAACAUGUAGUGCUAGAGAAUGACAUAAAACACUGUAAUAAACUAAACACAGAAUUGACAAAUUCUUGUGAACAAGACAAGGCUCUGUCCACCUUUGUUAUCGUUGAACCAGAGGAAGACUCUGCACCGAUUGAAUUACAUCCAAUGCCAAGUCAUGUACAACCAGAAAAUAAAGGCAUGGUAUUCUACUGUUUUGAUGAAGAACACACUUUAACACCUGAUGCAAAAAAUAAGUUGCUCCGCGAGAAUGAAUUAGUAUCAGAUGUUGAUGCUACUGAAACAUCACAGGAACUUGAUGAAAUCCCAAAUCAAAAUGGUCAUUGUAUUGAAGGAGAAGAAGAAGAAGAAGAAAAAGAGGAAGAAAGAAAACAAGCAAGUGGAAAGGAGACAGAAAACGAAGGAAAAGGCGAUCACGAGUCUGGUAUUGAAAAAAAUGAACCUGUCGACGAUCUCAAGGGAAAGGUGAUCAUUGUCCCCGAGGGUCCAGUAGCUGGAUCAUUGAAGAAUAAAAUUGAAGCACUUACUCGAGCCUCUCAAAAACAAUCGGAACCUAGUACUCCUUCUAUCGCCAGCAGUGCACCAGCCACAUCACCAAAUAAAGUCAGUAGUAUACAAGCGCUAAAAGAGAAGCAUUCAUCCUUUGAAAAAGUGGAAGAACCGCCAAAGCCACAAACACCACGCGAAAGAACUGGUAAGAUUCUAUCAGUUAAGGAUCGUUUCGAAUCAGGCAUAGCAUCGAAGCCACCAAGCGCUCCGGGUUCUACAUUACCUGUUAAAAAGAGUACUGCAGAACCAACAACAGCAACACCCACCGCUGCAAUUCUAGCUGAAACUGAAAACAAUGUUGAGACAUUUUGGCAACGUUGUCUAGACAAGGUUAAACGGCGUCCUCUACGGUUGAAAGAUUUGGACUUUACAGAUCUUGAAGCUGAAGAACAAGAGGAAACUCAAAUGUUGACAAGUUCUGGACCGCCGCCUGCGCCGCCACCACUUGGUCUCAAUCUCCCUCCUCCACCGCCACCACCACCUGGAGGUGGUUUUGGUGCACCUCCCCCACCACCACCACCACCACCUCCAGGAGGUGCUCCCCCUCCACCUCCUCCUGGACUAGGUGGUCCUCCUCCCCCACCACCCGCUCCUGGUGUCGCCGGACAAACAGGUGUUCCAUCCAACCUACCACCAGCUCCUGGUACAGAGCUUCCCAAGUCAAAAAAAACUAUUCGUCUCCAUUGGACUGAGUGGAAACCAACACCGAAAGACUUGAAAAUGAUUGCAGCAGUUAAACCACAAACAUCUAUUGAUAAACCAGACACUGUUUCUGGUGUAGGUAGUAGAUUUUUGUCGUCUCUGUCGACUAAGCAAGCGAAUAAAGAAGUUAAAAAAGAUAUUAAAGAUAUUGCAAAAUCGACUGUAUGGUCAGAACUUGUACCCGUGAAACUAGAUCCAGACUUUUUGGAAGAAACAUUUGAAAAUCGUUCUGCUGAUGUAAAAAUAAAGAAACAAGAAGUCGCUGUAAAGAAGAUUGAAGUGUUAGAUAUGAAACGUUCAAAUGCAAUAAAUAUCGGUUUGAAGGUGCUGCCUCCACCGCGUACAAUCAGUUCAGCCAUUUUAAAAAUGGAUCAGUCUAUUAUUAACAGAGAAGGAAUUGAGAAACUUCUUACAACAAUGUUGCCUACUGAAGAAGAAUGUGAAGCUAUCAUGAAGGCGAAGGCGGAACAGGAUGGUUUACCACUUGGACAAGCUGAACAAUUCCUAGUUACACUAUCGGCGAUAAAUCAUUUGAAACCGCGUUUAGAAUUAUGGUUGUUCAAAUUGGACUAUGAACAAAGUGAAAAAGAGAUAGCUGAACCAUUGAAUGAUUUAAAACAGGCUGUCACAGAGAUAAUCAACUGUAAAACUCUUCGAUAUGUUCUAUCAGUUCUUCUGGCUAUUGGUAAUUUUUUGAAUGGUUCAACUGCUCGAGGAUUCACUCUAGACUAUUUGGGUCGUCUUCCUGAAGUCAAAGACACUAAAUAUAAAAACAGUUUAUUACAUCAUGUAUGCUGUAUAGUGUUAGACCAAUUCCCUGAUGGUACAGACCUUCACUCAGAGUUGGGUGCAUUAUGCCGCUGUCAUCGUGUUGACUGGGAUGAAUUGCCUAAACGAUUGGAGAAAUUAGAGACAGAUAGUAAACGUGCAUGGGAACAUUAUCGUUUAAUAUUCAGUUCUGAAAAAGAGUCAAGCAAAAAUGCCAAGCUUUCAGAAUUUCUGACUGAUGCCAUGGAACGAGUUAUCUGUUUACAAAUGGUCUAUAGACGAAUGAGUGCAAGAUUUCGGCAUACUCUGGAGUAUUUAGGCUACAGUCCAGCAAGAGCAUCCAGUACUUCAGUUGGCUAUUUCUGUCGUAUUCUAGCUGAAUUCGCCUUAGAAUAUAGAACAACACGAGAGAAGAUAAUUGAAGGCCGUGAGAAGAAGGCGUUGGCACGAGAACGUAAACGUACAAGAGGAAAGUUGAUAGUUGACGUACCCGGUAUACGUGGUGCACCAAAUGAUCUUGUACAGUCGAAGGAUGAUGCAGAACUACGUGAUUUACUCCUGAGACCAGCAAAUGAAACAGACUCUGAUACCUCCUCAUUUACAGCUACUAUAAGACGACGUCUACAUACACCUGGACCAGCUCCUCGACGAUUGGCGCCAAAUCGUGGACGUAGUCCAGGUAUAGCCUGUGAAGCUUCCGAUGCUUCAAUGGAAGCAUUAGAUCAAGAACAAGAUAUUCUCUUGGAUGCCUGUUUACGUGCCAGUACACCAUCCAUUAAUUCGCAUGGUGGUAUGGGUAGACGCGCUCCACCCAAAGAUCGUAGAAGACCCUCAGAUCGAUCAAGAUUUUCAGUUCGUCGAACUCUUAACAAGAAACUCGCUGAAGAUGAUAUCAAGGCGAUAGAACGAGUGAUACAAGCAUCGGCUAAAACAUAA